UGAGUGCGUUCGAGUGAUGUGGGGACAAUAUAAAAUUACAAAAAAUUCAUAGCUUUAAAGGCCUUUCUUUUCCUUUCAGUGGUUUUCCAUUACUUCCGCCAAAAUAGUACUCGGAUUGUUUGGCUUGUUUAUUGCAAAAACAAAAAUGAAGCCGUUUUUGUAAGUGUGAUUGUCAUAAAAACACGUAACCGUGAAAGCCUCACCAUCGAUUACGGAACCACGCGAGAGACAGCCUCUUUACGCUCUACGGCUGACAAGAGAGCCCAGGUGGGUGUGAAGUCUCUUCUCCAGAGGUCAUGGCUUUGAAGCUGGUCCAAAGACUCCAGCCCGUCCUUCGGUUCAGAUCCAACACGGUCCUUUGUACCAGCUUCGCGGCUCAGCCCCUCUUGUGUCCUGCUUGUCUUUGUACCUCAUCGGGACGCUGCAUCCUCACACAAGGCUGCAGGAGGCUCCAGCUGUCCAGGAACGCAAGGAACCUGACCACCAUUGCCAGGGAGCCAUCCCUUGUGGUCAGCAGCGCUGCUGGACUCCACAGAGGCUCCAUCCCCCGGUUCUGUCUGACCCAGCUCCACGGGCCUACAGCAGAGGACGAGCGGGUUUACCAGCAACGUUUGAGUUCUUGCUCAUCUUCUGGGAAGGUGUUCAAGCUGCUGCGCUCAGUGGAGACGAUGUCCGACAGCAUGGCGGCGGCCACCCUCCAUCGCGUGGCUGACCUGGAGCGGGAGCAGGACGGCCGUUCUCUGAAGGACCCCUCGGUGCUGGAGAACGACUCCAUCAGGGCACUGUGCAAGCAGCUGGAGCAGGACUCGUGCAGGUUGACCGAUUCGGGCCUGGUGGCGGCCCUGCUGGCCUGCACGCGUCUCUUCCUGGACCCGUGGAGCACCCUGAUGGUGCGGCUGGUGUCGGAGAGCCAGGAGAGGCUGGACCGAGGCGGGAUGAGCGUGGCCCAGCUGUGUAGUCUGGGCCAGGCUGUGUUGGCUAUGGAGGGUCCAGGAAGUGUGAUGCUGGAGGAGGUGAUGAGGUACAUCCAGAAGCAGGAACCUUCCCAGUGGAGCCCGGCUGAGCUAGUGGCCGUUUAUCAGCUUCUAGAAGGGAGCGUGUCUAGAAACGGACAAUACCAAGACCUCCUGAACGCCAUGCACACCCACGCCGUGACGAUAACAUCCUCCAUGGACGAGGCAGCUGUCAGCGGGCUGCUGGGUGCACUGGUGGCCUUGAACCAAACCCAGGUGAUGCCCCUGGUGAUCAGUCUGUGCAAGCAGGCUGUUCGACACGUGCCUUACUUUUCUGAUGAAGAGCUGACGGUCGUCCUCGGCGCUCUCAUGCACUUCGGGCACAGUGAUCACUAUUUUGUAGAAGCCAUGGAGAGACACGCCCCCAGCAUGGCCUUCACGUCCCACCCGGAGACGGUCACCAAGGUGAUUCAGUUCUUCGGCCGGAGGAACAUCCUGUCCAAGCAGGUGCUGGACGCCAUCGCAGAGAGCUUUGUGUACCGUGCGGACGCCUACAGCACCGACCAGGUGACCCGGCAGAUCGCACCUUUUGGCAAGCUGGGCUACCUCCCGCCCAACGCCGGCGAGCUCUUCCGGAAGGUGGAGGCCAUCCUGCGCACGCGCUUCUCCCAGUUUCAGCCUCGCACGCUGGUCAGCCUGCUGCACUCCUGCAUCCUGGUGGAGAGGUUCCCCGUCAACUUUGUCUCCAAGGUGUUCUCCAAGUUCUUCCUGCAGCAGCUGCAAGAGGAAGGCAGCGGAAUCGACCGCGACGUCCUGGCACAGCUGACUCAGCUCUACAUGACUGUGAAGCUGGAGUGUCUCUUCUACGAGGGUCCCAGCCUUCUCCCCAAAUACCGUGUCAAGUCCUUCCUGAUGCCGGGUUCCUCCGUGGAGACGCCUGUGGACAUGCACUUGUACAACUCUGUGAAAUCAGGACUGGUGGACCUGCUGGGGGCUCGCUCGUACUUUGGCUCCAAAGUGCUGACGCCCUACUGCUACACACUGGACGUGGAGCUGAAACUGGAUGAAGAAGGCUACGUGCUGCCUGCUAGCCACGAGGACGUGUUUAAGAGGAUCGCCCUGUGUAUUGAUGGCCAGAGCAGAUUCACCAGAAACACCACACAGCUUCUGGGGAAGGAGACCAUCAAGCAACGUCACCUGAGGCUGCUGGGGUAUGAAGUAGUCCAGAUUCCCUUCUACGAGUUUGAGGAACUGCGCAGCAAAGCCAGCGUUGUGAGUUACCUCCACCAGAAGAUCUUCCCUCACAGCUACAGACUGAGCUGGUGAUGCCUGAGGUUCAGGAAGGACAACACAGACAUUAUGCACUGGAACCAUGAAGAUGAUUCCUCAUGCUCGGCAUCCAGUUUGGCAAUCUUCUUGUCCACGGACUCUGUCCUGGAAUCAACCUUGAGGACAAGACGGAUAAGUUAUGGCAGCUUUUCCCUCCAGGGGUCGCCACAGCAAAUGAAUGAAUCGCUUCCAUCCAACCCUCUCUUCUGCAUAUGAAUACUGAAUAAAGACGAGACGUCAAUGUCAUCACUGAAAAGUCCACCAGUCCAUGACCGAGUCUACAACGUGGACGUGAUAUGGGUGAGUCCCAGUUCUCGGGAGUCUUCCUUCCCGCCGUGGGAAAUAGAAGACAGUUCCACGGCUAGUCAUGUGGGCUUGCUGCUCUCGUCCGGGUUCUGCAGAGGCACGGCGGCCUCCCGCACGGCCUCCAGCGCUCUCUUGCUGCCCGCUACCCUCUCCCGCCUCAUCUUGGCCGUGAGGCAGAAGUCCUUGAAGCAGCGCUUGAAGUUCUCAUCCAGGAAGGCGUAGAGGACGGGGUUGAGGCUGCUGUUGGUGUAGCCCAGCGCCACGCAGAAGAAGUAGGCGGCCAUGAUGGCGGUGGUCUCGGGAACGCUGGCCAGGGCCUUGACCAGGAUGAAGAUGUGGAUGGGCGUCCAGCACACCACGAAGACGGCCACCACCACCACCACCAGACGGGUGAUGCGGCGCAGGUUGCGGUCCUUCACCCGCGAGCCCGACAGCAUUCGGACGCUUUUGAGGCGCAGGACCAUGAGGGAGUAGCACACGGUGAUGAUGAGCACCGGCACCACGAAGGCGAACACGAACACGCAGAUCUUCAUCAGGGUGUCCCAGUAGACGUACGGCUCUGGGAAUUGUAAGGCACACUCCGUGAUGCCUAUGGGAGAGGGAUGGGGGGGGGACAAGAUUAUCCAAGAUUAGCGUCUUUCAGUAUCAUCAUCAUGAAAACUAGCAUCUCCUUAGUAGCAUAAAGCUUAUCAAGAAUUCAAGUCCUACUAUUAUGAGAAACGGGUUGCGGUAAAAGCUAUCAUGUCCAAAUAUUUUAGGAAUAAAAGACUUAGAAGAAUUUCUGAAGAAGAAAGUUUGAAAUCAUUGGAAAGUUAAUUUAAACUGCAAAAAGUUGUGGGGGAAAAGAAAACUAACUGAAGAUUAUUUAAGAAUAAAGGUGAAAGGUCAAGUCAA
Doryrhamphus excisus (bluestripe pipefish) is the source of this 3482-nucleotide messenger RNA. Lineage: Eukaryota; Metazoa; Chordata; Actinopteri; Syngnathiformes; Syngnathidae. The record is from RefSeq and is a predicted model, not a curated record.